AUGCGUUUCUUGACCUCACUGUCUGUGGGUAUCGCUCUGGUCAGCACUGUUGCUGGCUUGGUGACUCCAUACAACAAUACUUCUACUGGUCUUGGAGAAUUCCCUUCGCUCAUCAAUGUUACUACAGAAGAACUUGCCACUGGUCUAGAGGCAGGACGCUUCACCAGUGUUAAUCUGGUCAAGGCGUAUUCUGCCAGAAUCAUGGAGAUGAACAGCACUCUUCGCAUGGUUACCGAGCUCAACCCAGAUGCCCUAGCAAUUGCUGCAGAAUUGGAUGCUAUGCGAGCGAACGGUACUAUUCUAGGUCCUCUUCAUGGCUUGCCUAUUCUCAUCAAGAACAACAUUGCUACUGCUGAUCAGAUGAACAACACUGCCGGAUCUUUCUCCUUGCUUGGUGCAAAGGUCCCUCGUGAUUCCACUCUGGCUGCAAAGCUGAGAAAAGCUGGUGCCAUUAUUCUCGGCAAGACCAACCUCUCGCAAUGGGCCAACUAUCGCUCAAACAACAGCACUAACGGCUGGUCUGCAUAUGGCGGACAAACUGAGGCUGCUUACUACCCUCAUCAAGAUCCUAGUGGUUCUUCUAGUGGUUCGGGUGUUUCUUCUUCGCUUGGCCUUGCUCUUUCGGCUCUUGGCUCUGAGACAUCUGGUUCUAUUCUUUCUCCUUCGGACGUCAACAACCUUGUCGGUAUCAAGCCAACUGUUGGUCUGACGAGCAGAUAUCUGGUCAUUCCUAUUUCCGAGCAUCAAGACACCGUUGGCCCGAUGGCAAGAACUGUCAAAGAUGCAGCCUACCUUCUCCAAGCAAUUGCCGGCGUCGACCCUAACGACAAUUACACCUCAGCUAUUCCCAACAAUGGUAGCAUUCCCGACUAUGUAGGAGCCUGUGACUACUCUGCCCUCAAGGGAAAGCGCAUUGGUGUAGCCUGGAACGUCAUUGACAUUUAUGGCAUCGACGAACCAGUGAUGACUGCCUUCCAAGAGUCCAUCGCCUUGAUCGAGCGAGCAGGCGCCACCGUCGUUGAUGCCAACUUCACCGCUUUCCCUCAAUACGUUAACGACAACAACGAAACUCUCGUCCUCAACGCCGACUUCUUGACAAACCUGCACACAUAUCUCUCGGAAUUGUCUUACAACCCUAACAACGUAACCGAUCUUGCAGAGGUCAGAAACUUCACUCAUACCUUUGCUCAGGAAGAUUGGCCGGAUCGCGAUACGGCCGUCUGGGAUGACGCUCUUUUCAACCAAGGAUGGAACAACUCUGACCCGCGCUUCUGGGCAGCAUACCAAGUAAACCUUUACUACGGCGGUGAAGGCGGUAUCCUCGGCGCUCUUUCUCGCAACAACGUUUCUGCCGUCCUCCUCCCUACCCAACUCUCCCCCGGCAUUCCUGCCUUGGUGGGCAGCCCUGUAAUCACAGUUCCCAUGGGCUUCUACCCUGCAGACUGGAACGUCACAUACAAUGCUCGCAACACUUUGGUGGAGACAGGUCCUAAGGUACCGUUUGGUCUUUCGUUCAUGGGAAACAAGUUCUCGGAGGCUGAGUUGAUUGGAUUGGCGUAUGCUUAUGAGCAGAGGACUAUGCACAGAAAUGAUGUGCAGCCUUACAUCAUUCCCAACAUUGAGUUGGGCGAUUUUGUCAAAUAG
This is a messenger RNA of Aureobasidium melanogenum CBS 110374, 1644 nucleotides long. Its product is annotated as amidase. NCBI's taxonomy places the organism in Eukaryota, Fungi, Ascomycota, Dothideomycetes, Dothideales, Saccotheciaceae. The record is from RefSeq and is a predicted model, not a curated record. The transcript has 3 exons. The coding region runs from base 1 to 1644 and encodes 547 amino acids.